Molecule: messenger RNA, 276 nt
Organism: Caenorhabditis briggsae
Lineage: Eukaryota; Metazoa; Nematoda; Chromadorea; Rhabditida; Rhabditidae
Exons: 1
Coding region: 1-276 (91 amino acids)
Source: RefSeq, a predicted model, not a curated record
AUGGAGUCUUCAACUGCUGAAUCGGGAAGGAAAUCUAAAAAGACAACAACUACUGAAGAAGCCAUCUCAGCUGAAACUGUUAUUAUAAUUUUCGUUUUCAUCGGAUUAUUCUUUCUUUGUUGUGUCGGCGUCAGUCUGUACUGUUUCUAUAAGAGAAAGCGAGAGCAGCAAAUCGAACAAAUUGCCAACGUUCCACCAACUGAUCCGAAUCAAGUGAAUGGUGGUCAACCUGUUGCAGCUACCGGACAACCACAAGUGGCAAUUAUUCGGAUAUAG